Messenger RNA from Dioszegia hungarica, 1776 nucleotides. Its product is annotated as putative ubiquinone biosynthesis monooxygenase. Gene Ontology annotation, biological process: ubiquinone biosynthetic process. Lineage: Eukaryota; Fungi; Basidiomycota; Tremellomycetes; Tremellales; Bulleribasidiaceae. Gene Ontology annotation, cellular component: mitochondrion. The record is from RefSeq and is a predicted model, not a curated record. The transcript has 4 exons. Bases 1 to 1776 code for a protein of 591 amino acids. Gene Ontology annotation, molecular function: 2-octaprenyl-6-methoxyphenol hydroxylase activity; FAD binding; oxidoreductase activity, acting on paired donors, with incorporation or reduction of molecular oxygen, NAD(P)H as one donor, and incorporation of one atom of oxygen.
AUGCGCUCAAUCACGCCCGCAGCUGCUCGGAGAGCCCUCUUGGCCGUCUCAGAGCCCUCGACUUCUCGAGCAGCAGCAGCGAUCCCACGUCGGGCAGGCCCGAUCCUCGAUUCUAAGCGGGUAGCUGGUCCUCAGCUCGUCAGGCGUACUGCUGCUGUUCGCACGUAUGCUACUACUGCGCCUGGUCCUUCUAGCUGUGGAACCGCCUUGCCGGCGAUACCAGCGGAAGACACCUUUGAUAUCGUCAUCAUCGGCGGAGCGAACGCUGGUCUGGCCUUGGCUUGCGCUCUUCUGUCGAAGCCCUCGAUUAGAGAGACGAGUAGGAUACUACUGCUAGAAGGUGGAAGUUUAGACAGGGUACGGAGCUGGACAGGCGAAGACAGAUGGGAGAAUCGAGUCAGCAGUCUGACCGCAGAGAACGUUGCCUGGCUGGACAGUAUCGGAGCGUGGAAGCAUAUCGCUCAGCAUCGAUCAUGUCCUGUCGAAGAAAUGAUUAUCUGGGCAAAUCCCUCACCCGACUCGUCCCCCACUGUCCACUUCCCACCCCUCGGCCACCCCAUGGCGCAUAUGACCGAGAAUACCAACCUCCAACGAGCCCUGCUGCGGCGUAUCGACGAGAUAAAUCCCGGCUCCUUCGAGAUCCGCGAGUCGAGCCGGGUGGCCGAGAUGCAGCUGGGGCCGGGUGGACGAUGGGUCGGACUGCGAAUAGGGGAUAGAUGGGUCAGAGGAUCGGUCGUUGUCGGUGCGGACGGACCCAACUCGCCCGUUCGCCAAUUCUCAGCUAUCGAUAGCUAUGGUCAUGGCUACAAUACGCAGGCUGUAGUCGCUACGCUCCACCACGACGAGGACAUCUACCCCAACAACACAGCGUUCCAGCGGUUCUUACCUACGGGUCCGCUGGCGUUCCUCCCCCUGAGCCCGACAGCCAGUACGAUGGUCUGGUCUACCCAUCCAACCCAUGCGGCGGCGUACAAGAAGCUCUCGCCAGAAGCUCUCGUCACCGUCGUCAAUGCCGGAUACUCGCUGCCCGAGUCCACGUUGGCGGCGCUGAACGAGCACAUCAUCAGUUCCGAUACACCUCUUUCCGCCGAACAGAUCAAUACCCUGCUCGCUCAACUCCCCCUCCCUGAGAUCCGAGAACAAGCUACCCUCCCGUCGGUCGUCAAAACCAUCGAAUCCGUCGCUUCCUUCCCCCUCAAACUCACUCAUGCCGAUUCAUACCUCGGCGACCGCACAGUCCUCGUCGGCGAUGCAGCACAUACUGUUCACCCUCUGGCGGGACAGGGCCUCAACAUGGGUUUGGCGGACGUGCGGUGUCUCGCCAACGUGUGGGAGGAGUGCCGGCGGACGGGCGCAGAUCUCGGGAGUCGGACGAGUAUGGCUCCUUACCCUCGGGAACGAUACCCCGCGAAUCAGCUCCUUCUCAAUACCACAGACACGCUGCAUCACGUCUUCCGGUCCCGCUCAGGACCGGUCAAUUGGGUACGCGGUCUCGGGCUGGAUAUGAUCAACGAGAUCUCGCCGCUCAAGCGGAUCCUCAUGUCCGGCGCAGGGGCGGGCGCGGGCGGGGGGAAGAGGGAUGCAGUGGGGAGGGAGUUUGGCCCUUCUACAGCGGAUCAAGUGGGAAGGGGACAGGCAGGGGGAUGGCCAGGCAAGGUGGCUAGCGGUUUAGAGGGGUGGUUGAGCUUCAAGUCGGCGGCGGGGAUGGCGGCAGGAAUGGCGGGUCAAGCUAUCGCGGGGAGGUUACGAGACUUUGCGCAGACAAGGGGGAAGUAG